Messenger RNA from Protopolystoma xenopodis, 351 nucleotides. Lineage: Eukaryota; Metazoa; Platyhelminthes; Monogenea; Polystomatidea; Polystomatidae. The record is from the annotation of a GenBank genome assembly.
AUGUAUGUAUCCACUCCAUGCAGACGUAUUGAAGAGCUUCUUUCAACUCCUUUGCCCGAACACUGGUACGCAGUAGACCAAAUUCCUGCUCUUGGAGACGGUUCCCGCCCUCUAGCUAUUUCCGUAAAUUCGUCACAAUCACACUCUGGUGGAGUUUCCCUGACUUUCAGCUCUACUACUACUACAACGACUUUAACAGUGACUUCUUCCAGCUUUAUGCCUAGCCGAGGCAUGAUUAGACAACAAGCGACAUCCUCAUCCUCACUCUAUGCUUCCGCUACUGAGAAGCUUAGAGACGAAGCGGAGGCAAAGCGGAGUCAUCAGGUUUUUCAGCCCAUAAAUCGCUUAUAA